UAUUUUUUUUGUUUAAAAAAUUAUCAAACGGGUUUAAAAUUGAAAGGUAGUACUCUAUAUCCCAGUAAUGAUAAAACAAAAAAAAUUCGCCACACUUGUCGAUUGUAUCCGAUUGAGAACGACGCUACCUUCGAUCGCUGCUACUUUCAUAAUACAUCUUUUAUUCGGUUUGCUCUUAACAAAAGUUGUGCACAUAGCACAAGGCGAACGCGUGCGUUGCUUUUUCUUUCUCAUAUUGUUCUGUUUUUAUUGCGCGAUGUGUUCAAUCGAAUCGGAGCAGUUGUAAUACCCGAAAGUUCGAAAAAAGUAUUGAGAAAAAAAGUGUUAUAGUGUUGGUGAUAAAGUCAAACCAUGGAGUUAACUUAAUAACCAGUUCAGACAGUUAAAUAAUUGUCUUCACUAUGUCCUGCUACAUAAGGAUGAAAAGAUCCUUUUUACAGGGUCUUUUAUGGCUGUAUCUAUACGGAUUUGGUUUCAUGGCGUUUUCACUCGAGCCUGGGUUUUUAGAUUUCGACAAUCUUCCAGAUACGAAUUUUUCUUGCGUAGGCAAAGUCAUCGGUGGUUAUUAUGCAGAUUUAGAAACGAAUUGUCAAAUGUUUCAUGUCUGUACUAUUGGUCAAUUAGACGAGCCUAUGGAUAUUAGAUUUUUGUGCCUAAAUGGAACCGUUUUCGAUCAGGAAACUCGCGUUUGCGAGAGAAUAGACGAAGUCGACUGCACGAAAUCUGAACAAUUUUAUAAUUUAAAUUUAGAAUUAUACGGACAUAGCCAAUUUUCUAAUUUAGAAGAAAAUUCUGAGACUGAACAGCCCUUGAUAAUAAAAUCUACCUUACCUACGACCACCACGACGACAUCUACACCAUCACCGACGAAAAAAACAACGCACUUACCAUUUCACACUUCGGUAACCCCACCGACGAUUACAACGUUAGAAAACCGUUUAUCUCCUACGGGAAAUCAUCAUCCCAAAGGAAACAAUCACGCAUCGUCGACGCAGAAUCUCCUAUCCGCGCAUCAUUUUCCCGUGAUCAAUCCGAGUGCCACAGAUAUACGUUUCGAUCCCGAAGAGAUCAACAUCAGUUUACAUCCCGGAGCGCCGCCGGAUAUAAGGACGUUUUAUAGUGUUACAAAUAGUGAGAAUCAAUUGGUGGCGACCACUAAUCGUGGUGUGUUCGAUAAACCGCCCCAAAAUAUCGCGUCCAGUACGCAGAAAAACCGUUAUAAUAGUGCUACGUCAUCGGAUAUUAGCGGAUUCGGGUUUACUUUUAAAGACGACGAUUCCGGGGGGUAUACAGAACCGCCGGAAAGUUUUAGGAUACGUAAAGAUUUCAGGCCUAGUCAAAAUUAUGCAGUUUCAGCUGCCCUGCAAAAUCCUCAAUCUCAACUAUAUAAAUCGAGUACGUUUAGAAAUGAUUAUACGUUGAGUACUUUGAAAGCGAACGGGAAUUUACCGAAAUCUUCGACGACGUUAAGAAAUUAUUUUGUUCAAUCCCUGAAACCACCGAAACCAGAUCAACGGGAUCAAUACGGGACACCUCAUACCGAGAAAAAUCCUUUACCGAGUUUGCCAACUUUAACUUUCAGUUCGCCAGCACCGUUUUCUUUGCAACAGAGAAAUGAACAGAAAAGGUAUACGAAAGAUCACAUCCCCCCACCAAGAAUCGUAAUAAGCGCUAGCGCCAGCGUGAGCGAUGCUAGCGGAAAACGACUGAACUACUCUUUAGGUACCAUCGGAGCUGCUCAACUAUUCAAACCACCUCCACAUUCCUACGACGAAUAUAAAGACGAAGACGUAGCUCUGGACCCUUUUUACCUAGACGUUCCCAAAGUAACCAAAUCCCCAAGAAAAAAACGAAGCAUACAAGAAAGAAAAAACUACGCCGACAUUAUAAAAAACGACGAAGAAGCUUUAGAUUUAUUAAAAUUCCUAUUUGAUUGGUACAAAAACGAGAAAACCAAUAAAUAUACCACCCCUUUAAGCACCCCCUUAGAUUUGGACGGUAUAGCAUCGAUAAACCACGAACUGGCCCCCGAAAAGGAGGAUAAUUUAGAUCUGUUCUUCAACACCAGCGAUUCAUUCGGAAAAAACACUAAAUACAGUGUCUUCGGGAACGAAGGAUCAAUAUUGAGCCACGAAGCAGAAACGAAAAUUAACAAAGUACAAGAAAAAUACACAAUAACACACGAAACCGAUAAAGAUUACGUUAACGAUAAUUACGAACCGAUAAGUUAUAAAGAAUACGGUAGAAGAAAUCACGAAGAAGAAAUUAACGAAUAUAAAAUACCAGAAGAUUACGUUGAUGAUAACAUCGAACCUAUUUACUACAAAAAAAGGGAAGAAAAUGGAUUAACAACCACGACGGUUCCUAUAUUUGAAAACGUAAACACCCUAACAACAGAUUGGAUAUUCGUAACCACAACUGAACCAUCGCGAAACACCGAAGUUUAUUACGAAACUAGUGAUUCCAUACCCACUAUAACAGAAAAUUCAAUAAUUACUACACGAAAAAUCGUAACCGCAACGGAACAAUCAAAAAUAAGAAAAAAUAAAACGAAAUACAAGAAAACUUUUUCGACUACCCCUGUAGAUGUUACAACUACUUCUUCUUUUUCGGAACUUAGUACGAUUGAACUACCGGAUGAAAUGACAAUCGAAUCUACUACUGAUGGAAGUUUGUCUAUGGAUUUGAAAGCGAUGAUUAAAAACAUCGAAACUAACACCAAUAGUGUGGCGGCUUCGGGCAUAUAUAAACAAAAAUCGAAAAAAGAAAUAAAAACUAACAAUGAUAGUAACGCGGAUUCGGAUAUAUAUAAACUAAAAUCGAUAAAAGAUACCGGAAAUAAUAGUAAUAGUGUGGCGGCUUCGGAUAUAUAUAAACAAAAACGGAAAAAAUUUACAGAAACUACUACAAUGGGGUGGAGCGAAGAUAGUACCACGUCUGAAGAAGAUUUAAUGAGGUUAAUUGAAGAAAGUACCACGUUUAAAGAAAAUUUAAUGGGAUUAAGUGAAGAAAGUACGACGUUUAAAGAUUUAAUGGGAUUAAGUGAAGAAAGUACCACGUUUAAAGAAGAUUUGAGUGUAACUACGGAGGGUUAUGGUACUACUGGAUCGAAUGGGGAUGAUGAGAUUAAUACUGAAGAUGUUUUUGGUACGACUACCGAUAUUUCUGUGGGGGUAGAUGAAAGAUAUAACGAAAUACCGACUACUUUGGAACAAUUUACUAUGGAAUCUACUACCGAGGUGGUAGAUUCGACUGAAAGUACUACUGCGAGGAAAUUUAAACGGAGACGUGGAAAAUUUGGUGGUGACAGGCAUAGAUUUGGUAGCGAUCGGUUGAAAGCUACGGGACCUACGGUGGAAGAUGAGAGUAUCAGAAUUGGAAAUCAGAAAGACGUGGCAACAUCUACCGAAUAUCUUCGUAACCCGACGAAACGAAAAAGCUUCCCGCUGACUGAUUAUCCUCUAAGAAAAAGCGUGAAUCCGACACAAGCGGAAAGAAGUGUAGUAACGAAGCCGUUUUCUCAACGUCCCCCCGUAUUUUUCAAUUGCUUCGAUAAACAAGUGAACAAAUUUUAUCCGGAUCGCAGGGAUUGUAAAUUAUUUCAUUAUUGCACGCAGGGAUACACCGAAAAUCAGCUGCUCGAUUUGAAAUUCGUUUGCGACUUCAACACCUACUUCGACGAACAGAAAUUGAUUUGUACGAAAGCGAAACCGAUGCGAUGUUCGUAAAUACCGAAUUUGAUUUUUUUUAUUCCCUCUAAGUGAUUAAUUUCUCGCGCGAAAGUCGAAUAAAAAUCCAUGAAAUUCCACAAAAAAAGAUUUUUUCAAGUUUACAUUCAAUUCAUAUCUUUAGAUUUAGGUCGUGAAAUUCCACCAAAAAUAAUUGUUCAAGUUUAAAUUUAGUUUUUCUUGAGAUUUGGGUUCAAAGUGUACUAGAUCGAACGGUUUUUUUUUAGAUGGCGUUGGCUAUAACUUUAUCGCGUAUAUUUAAACCAGAAUUACUUGAGUAAGGGUCUAAUUAAAGGUUCGUGGUCGUAUAAUUGAGCUCGUUAAUUAAAUAUUGCUCAAAAUUCUUUAAUUUCCACCUAAAAUUAUUUGUUUAUAGUGGAAAUUCAGUUUAUUUGCUAGUUAGAACGGUUUACGCUAGAUGGAGGCAGUUAUAACGUUGUUUCCUUAUGCUUGAACUGGAAUCACUUAAUAAAGUAUACAACCAUGGAUAGGGAGGUUUGAAGUUGAAGUUUUCAAUCGAAAAUUUCUUGAAAUUUAUGAAAUUCAACCGAAAAUAUUUUUUUCUAGUGAAACUUUAGUUCGUUCCUUCAAAUUUUUAGAUAGAUGGCGUCUACUAUAACGGUUUUUCUUAAUUGAACUGGAAUUCCUUAAGAGUUGCCCAAACAUGGUUGCGGGGUGGGUUAAAAACGAACUUUUCAAUUGAAAAUUAGUUGAAAUUCAUUAAAUUCCACCAAAAAAAUGUUUUUCUAGCAAAAAAUCAGUUUAUACCUUCCAAUAUGGCACAAAAAUUCACUAGUUCAGACGAUUUUCGAUAAAUGGCGUCAGCUAUAAUGAUUUUUCUUACGUUUCAUUUGGAAUUACUUAAGAAAGUGUCUAAUGAGGGGUGUGUGGUAGGUUACAGUUAAGCUUUUUAAUUGAAAUUCGUUGAAUUCCAUCAAAAAAUUCUUUUCUAGGAAAAAUUCAGUUUAUUUUUGUAUAACAAUUUUCAUUAGAUGGCGUCAGCUAUAACGUUUUUGUUUAUGUUUGAACUGAAAUCACGUAAGAAAGUGUCCAAACACGGAUGGGUGAUAGUAUUAGAGUUAUCGUAGAGUUCUUAUAAUGAAAAUCCGUGAAAAUGCUUCCGUGGUUUCAUAAUUUAGAAAAAAUUCUAGAAAUUACGCAUGUUAAGGACCAAAAUACAAUAUUUUUAUCACAUAUACUUAAUAUGGUGACAUUUCUUGGAACUAAAACGACUUUUUACAUCUUUUACGUCCCUUAUUAUACGCAAUUUUCGAAAAUUACCUUUCAAAUUUUCAGUUCUUUUAUUCCUGAUCAUUAGAGACAUAAUGAUUUCAUUAUAUUUUGAAAAAAAAAUAUCAAAUUUCAUAAAAAAUGUUUAUAUAACAGAAAUUAAUCAUUUCCCAUGAGUUUUAAAUUUUCCAAAAUCAUUUAAUUCAAUCGAACAUAUUUAUUACACGAUUUUUUUAAUUAUUUCUUUUUUAAACUUUAUAACCCCACUGAGGAUUGUAAAUAUUAUCUAAACGUUAAAAAAAACAAAA
Molecule: messenger RNA, 5266 nt
Organism: Diorhabda carinulata
Lineage: Eukaryota; Metazoa; Arthropoda; Insecta; Coleoptera; Chrysomelidae
Exons: 9
Coding region: 402-3728 (1108 amino acids)
Cellular component (GO): extracellular region
Molecular function (GO): chitin binding
Source: RefSeq, a predicted model, not a curated record